Messenger RNA from Papaver somniferum (opium poppy), 859 nucleotides. RefSeq names its product ferredoxin-thioredoxin reductase catalytic chain, chloroplastic-like. The coding region runs from base 182 to 613 and encodes 143 amino acids. Gene Ontology annotation, molecular function: oxidoreductase activity, acting on iron-sulfur proteins as donors. The transcript is spliced from 6 exons. Lineage: Eukaryota; Viridiplantae; Streptophyta; Magnoliopsida; Ranunculales; Papaveraceae. The record is from RefSeq and is a predicted model, not a curated record.
CUGAUGAGGAGUCUAGAUUUUUUUUUUUUCUUUUUAAUUAUCAUUUUACUCUCUUUCUCUUUCUCUCUGUGGUCAACAAAUUAAUAACUUAUAUCAUCAAUUCAAUUCACCUAACGAGUGAAGCUCAAAUCCAAUUGUGUAACCCUAGAUUUCUAAACCAAUAGCAAAAUUAAAAAGCAGCAUGAAUCUACAAGCCGUGCAUUACACUGUGGGCAUUCCACUGACCUUCACAGCUCCAACUAAACGUGUCAGCCAUGUAAUCCGAGCUAAAGCGGAACCCACAGAUAAAUCUGUUGAAAUAAUGAGGAAGUUCUCUGAGCAGUAUGCUCGUCGUUCAGGAACAUAUUUCUGUGUUGAUAAAGGAGUUACAUCUGUCGUCAUUAAGGGACUAGCAGACCAUAAAGAUUCACUUGGAGCUCCACUUUGCCCGUGCAGGCACUAUGACGACAAAGCUGCAGAGGCAGGACAGGGAUUUUGGAACUGCCCAUGUGUUCCCAUGAGGGAAAGGAAGGAGUGUCACUGCAUGCUUUUCCUCACUCCUGAUAAUGAUUUUGCUGGACAGGAUCAGACUAUCACCAUUGAGGAAAUCAAGGAAUCAACAUCAAAAAUGUAAUUAUAGUGCAUCGAAGUUCACUUUUUUGAGCAAUUCUUACUUGCUCACUUGUUCAUACUAAUCAUUGAGCAUAUAUUGUUUAGAAUAUCUGUAACUCUUGUUUCCUGCCCUUCCAUCUCUUUGUAUUGCGCUGUGUUUCCGUCUCUUUGUAUUGCGCUGUGUUUGGCAGGGAUCAUAUAAAAUACACGUUGCUUGCAUAUGAAAGAUGAAUAAUUAAAUUCUCCUUUUUCUUUUCUUAAGAUUAAA